Messenger RNA from Echinostoma caproni, 351 nucleotides. Lineage: Eukaryota; Metazoa; Platyhelminthes; Trematoda; Plagiorchiida; Echinostomatidae. The record is from the annotation of a GenBank genome assembly.
AUGGGACCUAGUACGGAGCCCUGUGGGACUCCUAUUGAGUCUGGAGAGGGCGAAGAAACGGAUGUGCUUAUUCGAACCGCGAAGGAGCGAUUUGACGGAAAACUAUCAGAUGAGCUCAUGGUAGACAUGGAUAAAACUCUUCUGCACGCCGAAAUGCUGGGUAUUACACAGGAACAGGCCUUAGAACUAGAGAAACCGAAGGCUAAAGUAAAUGCUGUCGGUGAUCAGGUUGCCAAACUCAGCGCCCUCAUGUUGAACUCCUCGGUUCACUCGCGGCGGGCCAAGCAAUCAAAGUCUCCGAGCAGCAAAUACUUGAUACUGCAAGAAUGUUACAUUUCGCGAGCUCCUUAA